Strongylocentrotus purpuratus (purple sea urchin) is the source of this 2942-nucleotide messenger RNA. It is a transcript of the gene wbp11, whose product is annotated as WW domain-binding protein 11. The transcript has 10 exons. NCBI's taxonomy places the organism in Eukaryota, Metazoa, Echinodermata, Echinoidea, Camarodonta, Strongylocentrotidae. Gene Ontology annotation, cellular component: spliceosomal complex. The record is from RefSeq and is a predicted model, not a curated record. The coding region runs from base 78 to 2132 and encodes 684 amino acids. Gene Ontology annotation, biological process: mRNA cis splicing, via spliceosome.
UUCAACGUAUAUAUUUUGAGCUGGCUGUGCUGGUCUGGGAAUUUCUCGUCUGAUAUUCCUUAAAAAAUCAAGCCAAAAUGGGGAGGCGAUCGAUUAACACCACGAAGAGUGGGAAGUAUAUGAAUCCUACUGAUCAAGCAAGAAAGGAAGCAAGAAAAAGAGAAUUAAAAAAGAACAAGAAGCAGCGUAUGGCAGUGAGAGCUGCUGUACUAAAGAACAAAGAUCCCUUGGGUUUACUGCAGGACUUAGAAGCCUUGGAUGAACUAGAGUUGAAUCCUGAGGUGACAACAGAUCUGAAUGAGAAGGUUAUCAGAGAUAAGAGAAAGAAGAUCAAGGAAACACUUGACAGAGUUCUAAAGCUUUAUAGUCGUGAAGAACCAGAACGUUAUGGUGACUUCAAGAAGGCAGAGAAGAAAUAUGAAAAACAGAGAACCUCAAAGGUCAAAGAUUAUGAGGCUAUUAGAGAUGCAAGACAGGUCACUGUGGAAUCUAUCCCACUACCAGAUGCACCAAACGCCAUCUCUGCCAUACCCCUCCCUCAGGACAUACCCCUCCCAGGGGCACAGCCACUCUCCAUCUUGAAGAAGAGCUCCUCAUAUGGACCACCGAUGAUCCCGCCCCCCUUCAUGGCAAACCUUCCCCCUUCUCUUCCCACUCUGACCUGGCCGUACUGCCUCCCUAACGGGAAGAAACCCCCAGGACCACCUCCUGGCUUACCUCCAGGGGUGUCUAUGCCCCCUCCUGGACCCCCUUCUGGACUACCACCUCAUCUCGCUGCUGCUCAUCAAAUGGAACAGUUACUCAGAGCCGAGAGAGAUGAAGAGCUAUCUUCUGAUGAAGAUGAAGAUCAAGACAUGGAAGAGGAGGCUAGAGAGCAAGAGAAUGAAUCCGACGAGAUGGAGACAGACGAUAGUGACAGCGAGGACGAGAGAGAGCGGGAGAGGAGGAGACCAGAGAGGAGUGAUGACAGCGAUACAGAGGACAGCAUGGCUGAUGAACGAGAGAGGGAGGAACGAGAAAGGGAAGAGAAGAGAGAGGAGAUGGGUAGAAGGUUACGGCGGGAUAGUGGUGAUGAUGAGGAUGAUGAUGAUGAUUAUCACAGAAGAAGACGGAGGAGGAGAAGGUCUAGCAGCGACGAGGAAGAUUCAUAUCGAGAAAAGGAGAAGAGGUCUGUCCGCUUUGCCGAUGAUGGUGAGAAUGAAGAGAGUUCUGAGGCUACCUUGACCCGUAAACUACCCCCUGGAAUGACACCCCUACAGGCCAGGAUGUUGGCCAUGGCUGGACAACAAAUACCCCGUUCUGCAGAGAAGGCAGAUGAGGAGGAGGAGGAGGAAGAACAAGAAGAAAGGAGAGGCCAUGAUAGAGAAGAAGACGAAGCAGAUGAUGAAGACGAAGGUGAGAGGAGAGAAGAAGAACCACCGGUGGAUGAGCAGUUGGAGGCUCUAAGAAAAGUGGUUGCAUCGGUGAAAGCUGCAAGUUCAGCAAGCAGUAUGAGUCAGGGUGCAGGACCGGUGGCUCCUCCGACACGCCUUCCUCCCGGUCCACCUCCCACAGCUCCUCCAGGCUUCCCACCAGGGAUGCCUCCCAACUUCAACCGCCCCCCUCCUCUUCGCCCACCUCCCCCUCCCCUCAGGAUGAUUCCUCCAGGCCCACCCGCUGGCCGACCCCCUGCACCACCUCCAGGACCACCACCAGGUGUACCUCCACUCCUCAGAGGUGGACCACCUCCACGCUUAACCCUUCCUCCCGGCAUGCUGCCCCCACCACGCCUUCCAAUGCCCCUCAUGCGACCCGGCAUGCCACGCCUGGAGAACCCCAAUGUAUUCUCAGCCGCGCCCAUGAUCAGACGUCUCCCGGCCAAGAUGGAAGAAGCGGCUGACGUCAAGUCCUCCGCUAUCAUCGAAGCUAAACCUCAGAUCAGGAAUCUCACUGCUGAUGUGACCCGCUUCAUGCCGACGUCGCUCCGUGUCAAGAGAGAUGCUAAGGGUAAAACAAAGGGACUGAAAGCAGGCGGGGCGGAAGAGAUCGCCAUGGCGCCGGCGGCCAUGAAGAAACCCAAACCUGCUGUCAAAUCAGCCACCAAGGAUGAUGCGUAUGAUCAAUUCAUGAAAGAAAUGGGUGAAUACAUGUAAAGGACUUAAUCGUGUUGGAUCAAGUGGACAUCCAACUGAAUGAAGUUCAUUGAACAUUUUCGAAGCCAAAAACUGGUACUCGCCGCCAGUCGCGUCUGUACAUAAACUGACAUGUAGAUGCAUAAUAAACAUUUCAAAAGUUGAGCAUUAUACAGUAUGGCACAGAAGAACUUCACUAUGGAUUUUUCUUUAGACCAGGAACAUUUGUUAAACAUUUAUUUUCCAGAGUAGAUAAUUGCUGUCUAUUAAGUAUAAAUUCUGGAAUGGAAAUCUAGAUUUUGUGUUUGAAGUACAUCAUGUUAAUUAUAACUGUUAAGGCUACAUUUGUUGCAUGUACUGUAUAACCGGUAAUUUUGCAAGCAUGAAACUUUCUUGAACUUAGGAUGUUGUCAAGUUAUAUGCGAAAAUUCAUGUCGUUAAAGCUAAUCUUGAGCUCUGGUAUAGGGAUCGUAUGUCAUAUGGAUUGUUUAUCCUGCAGUAGAUUGAUUGUUUGACUUAGUAAAAUGAAAACAACCUCACAAAAACUUGCUGGAAAUCAUCUUCAAUUAAAACCACAUCUCUCAAUUGCACAUAGUGACCUGUCUUAAGCACAUGGUGUCGGGCCUACUUACCUUGAUUUCCUUAUCUUUCUAUGCUCAUUAUGCAGCAGUCGGCCCCUAUACAUUUUCUACCAAAAUCGUUUGGCACAUGUCAUUUAUUCGUAAUCUUGAACAUUCAGUGCAAGUUUUGUUGGAGUCUGUGAGAAUUUAUCUUGUAUCAUUACCAGAACUCAAGCUUAUCUUUAUUAAAGUGAUUGACUCACACAUUGAA